Messenger RNA from Homarus americanus (American lobster), 5908 nucleotides. RefSeq lists its product as uncharacterized. Lineage: Eukaryota; Metazoa; Arthropoda; Malacostraca; Decapoda; Nephropidae. The record is from RefSeq and is a predicted model, not a curated record. The transcript is spliced from 17 exons. The coding region runs from base 309 to 3947 and encodes 1212 amino acids.
UGUAGGUUUGAGUAUGUUACUAGCCGUUUGUGUUUUAUUGUAGAUAAGUGAUCCAGGGAGACAACUAGUGCCUUGUGACGUGCGGGUUAUAAUAACAGUGCCACAGAGAAGACUGUGAUGGAAGGUGGUCAUGCGAUAUUCUCCUAGCCGUUGACACGACCAGAAAAUGGUGACAUAGACAUUCCAACCCCAAAGAAUCCCAGUUAAAAACAUUCCCAAUUUUGCCAAAUGGUAACUUAAAUCAGGAAGUCAUAGUUCAAACAGGGCGUGAGAGGUGACUUACCUCUUGUACAAAGUUAAGGAGCAAGAUGGAGCCCCGCGCCAAGGACUCGGCCCUCUCCUCUGCCGCCCACACCACCGCCCGCCCACACCAGCCACUUAGGGGUGGUGGUGCGGGUGGCCAGCAGCCCCAGGGCGGGACAGGUGGCUCAGUGGGCGGCGUGAUAAGUGGCCCAGUGGGCGGCGUGAUAGGUGCCCCAGUAGGCGGUGUGAUAGGUGGUGUGAUAGGUGUCCCAGUGAGCGGCGCGUUGCAGUACGGCAGCGGGUAUGGUUGGCGGAGCUCGGGUGAGCGAGGGCCAAGCCAGGGACCCAGGUUGUCAGGGGGCGGGUUCCUCACCAGGACCCGUCUGGUCACCAACUUGGCCAAGGGCGUCAGCAUGGGCCCCCUCAACCGCCAGCCGGAGCCCAAGCCCAAGGAGCCAGACCAUGAUGAAGCCUUCGUCGAGGAGUCCGGCAUCAAACUCUUCGAGUCGCGAACCCAACCAACCGACGACGAUGAUGACGACGACGACGACGACGACGAUGAGGACGACGAUGUUGUUGAUGAUGAUGACGGCGAGGAUGAUCCACUGUACGAGCUGGACGUACUGGACGACACCAUCGUCGAGGAAGGCGAAGAUGAAGAAGAGGAAGAAGGAAAAGUGGAAGAAGAGAAAAAAAAAGAGGAGGCGAAGGCCAGAGAAACUGAAGACCCGGCUGAGGCAAGUCAACAGCAGCAACAGCACCCCCAACAACAGCAGCAGCAACAACAGCAGCUGCAGCAGCAACAAGGGGGUGAUGGCCCACCCUCGACCAUCACACUGUCGCAGGAAAGUCUGGGCAAGACAAUCCGUAGCAGCAGCAGCGUGAGCAGCGGCAGCAGCAGCGGCAAUAACAGCUGCAGCAAUAUGAACACCGCCAACAACCUCAUCACCAAGACCAACGGCAGCGUCGGCAGCAGCAUCAGCAGCGGCAUCAGCGGGGGGCCGGGGGUGGCUGCCGGCACCAAGAGGGACUCCUGCAGCAGUAGUAGCGGGAGCUCCAGGGACUCCGGCAUGAGUGAGGGCUGGGGUGGGGGCGAGCCUCUUAUCCGUGGCCGCCCACACCGCCUCUCCUUGCCCUCCACCUCACGCCCACGCCACCAGUUCACUAUCCGUCGGGUGGCAGAGGCUGAGGCGCCCCCCGCUCGUAGAAACAACGACUACAUCGACAGAAGCAUCGCAGAGCGCCGCAGCCCCGAGACUACGUCCUUGACCCGCACCUCCCACCAACCGGUGUGGUUCAAGCGACACACGGAUGUAGCAACAGUUGGGCCUGUCGGAAAGAAUCAACAGGGAACAGAUGCCUCUGCAGAUUCCCCCCAAGAUGUUAUUGUUUCUCGCACUCAUGGCACAGCCACCACCGGCGACCGAGGGGAUGAUGGCUUUUCUUCUCAGUCAUCCAUCAGCGCAAGACCUCGCUCAGGGACCUGGAGUGUUGCUAAUUCUAGGAGAGUUAAGAUCAAAGCUGAGAAAGAAGAAGAAGCUUCCUUCCGCCAACGUCGUAAAUCAGGAGAUGACAUUCUAGCAGCUGCAACUAACAACACCAGCAACGUUGCAAGUGGCCGUCGUAAAGAGGGAGGCCCACAGGGUUUCUUUGACUCCUUCCGGCCACGGUCUAAGUCAGAUGCCAGAGCUAUAUUGGCAGCGAGGCAGAGGCGGAAGUCCGGUGACGAUGUGCUUAAUACAGCUGCCAAGGAAAAGGAGAAGAAGAAGGAGACUUCCCCAGGGUUUUUCGAUUACAUCGGCAGACGACCGCGCUCCAAGUCUGAUGCCUCGCGUGUUGGAAAGAAAACUAAUAUCAUUACGUCAAUGAAAAACGCAGUCCAGAACUGGAGUGAUGAGAAGGAGCGUAGGAGGAGGGAGCGUGAGGCUCAGCGGCGGGAGAGGCAGUUGAUGCUGGGUCGCUUCUCCAUGUCGUGUCAGCACACUUUAGUGUCACCAAGCGGCAGCAGUCGCAGUGGUCGGCGUAGUGGUGAUGUUACUCCUGUUGAACAUCAGACAGGUGAAGAUGUUUACCACACAUGGCAUGCAGGGGCACCGCAUCCCAGUAUGCAGCCAAGAAAUCGUGCUCCUGAUAGCAGCAGAACGGGUCUAUCUAAAGUUAUGGAAUUAUUUAGAAGUCAUCGUGGAGAGUCAACUGAAGAGAGGCAGCGGAGGAAGAGCGGAGGAAAAUAUGGAGAGAAAGGCCAAUUGCGACGUAUGUCAAGUGAAACUGACAGGAGACGUCAUGGCAGUGGGACAUUACAACCAACAUAUAUUCGAGGAGAAAUGGACCCCACUCAAGCAGCCAUGCUAUUCCGUGAUUCUCGAGGGCUACCACAUGCAGACCCCUUCUUGGAGAACAUUAGUAGGAGUGACUUAGAGGAGGAUGAAACGCAAAUUUUUGUGAAAUUCUUUGAGUUCCAUCACACGUAUGACCUCAUUCCCAUCAGUGCCAAACUCGUGGUUUUUGACACCAGGCUCCAGGUUAAGAAGGCCUUCUUUGCACUGGUGUAUAAUGGAGUACGAGCUGCCCCGGUCUGGGAUUCUGGACGACAACAAUUUGUGGGAAUGCUCACAAUCACAGACUUCAUCCGCAUUCUUCAGAAUUUCUAUAACUCACCCAAUCGUAAAAUGGAAGAGCUAGAGGACCAUCGGCUUGAAACUUGGCGCACCGUGUUGGAGGAUGAAGUACGGCCAUUGAUCAGCAUUCGACCAGACGAGUCUCUGUAUGUUGCAAUACGAUCUCUCAUCCAUCAUAAAAUUCACCGUCUCCCUGUUAUUGAUCCCGCCACUGGCAAUGUUCUGUAUAUUGUCACACACAAGCGCAUUCUCAAGUUCCUUUACUUAUAUAUCAGUGAGCUGCCCAAGCCGUCCAUCCUGCAGAAGCCUCUAAGGGACCUGGAAAUCGGCACGUAUAAAAACAUAGAAACAGCAAGUCAGGAUACGCUCAUUAUAGAAGCUCUUAACAAAUUUGUGGAACACAGAAUCUCUGCCUUGCCCAUUGUAGAUGCUGAAGGAAAACUGGUUGAUAUUUAUGCCAAGUUUGAUGUCAUAAACCUUGCAGCAGAGGGAACAUACAAUAACCUAGAUGUGACUCUACGCAAAGCUAACGAGUAUCGCAAUGAGUGGUUUGAGCAAGUUCAUAGCUGCACAUUGAACGAAACAUUUGGAACCAUUAUGGAACGUAUUGUUCGGGCAGAAGUACAUCGUCUAGUGGUGGUAGAUGAGAUGGGUCGAGUUGUGGGUGUCAUAUCUCUCUCAGAUAUUCUCAAAGAACUUGUUCUCAAGCCCUGUAAUGAUGUUGAACCUAAUAAUUUGCAAGCAGCAAAGGUGAGUCAGAUGGAGGAAGUACUGACUCACCCAGAAUCAAACUUGUCUUCAAAAUCCUCAGCUGAUAGUUCUCAAUCUGAAGUCAAUGCAGUUCCUCCUGACUCAGCUCUAACAAUUAAUGGUGUUCAUGUGGCAGAAAGUGAUGAGAGCUUUGGUGAGAAAUGGAGUAGUGAUGAUCGCUUAAGUCAAGCCUGUAGUACCAGUAGUGGACAGGCAGACAAGAGCUCUGCCAAGUCAUUCCCGGCUGACAGCGAGGACGAAAACCGUUACUGUAUAGAGAACACGGAAGAUAUGCCACCAGUGCCACAACCAGAGGUUAUUCCCAUCACAGGUUGAAAACACAGUUGAAUGAAAUAUGUAAGUGGUAAGACUUUGACUAUAAUAUAUGCAUUAUUUACCACUAAAAAAACAUGAAUAUGACAGAUUAUAUGAUUUGUUUACUGUUUCUAUGAAUAAUAAAAUUAUUCACUAUUUAAGCCACAACUUUUGAGGCCACAGUGGUCACUUCUCAUAAUUGAUACCUUUGCAAAUGGAAGUUAUUUGUGAUAGAUACAGUUUGAAUAGCACAUCAGGUAAUAUAUGCCUUUUUUUCCAGUCAAGUAUGCAUUCAUGAUCUCUUCCACAUAGAAUGCAAAGAAAGACAAAAUUUGAAGUUGUCAGGUUAAGCAGUAACUAUUUGUAGCGGCACAUUAAUAUAUUUAAAUGAAAUGUGAUAAGCUGGCACUCUUAGGUAGCCAACCCCCUAGCCUAGCACCAGUUCUAUUUCAAUAUUUGCAAAAGCAUGUGCGGCAGUGCUUUUGAGAAAUUAAAGAUAAGAGGUAACACUGCUACAUAGCUUCAAAUUAAUAUUUUAAAAGAGGACUAAGUGUUACUGCACUGAUUGUCCAGUUUAGUGCUUUCAGAGGUACUGUUGUCAGUUCUGCUAGUGCUUGUUCAAUUGACUGUUUGGGAAACAUUGUUGUGUAGCAAGUUAUAAGUGAAUGUGUCAGUUAAAUUGGUCGAGUGUGUUUAUAUAAUGAUAAAGAUAUUUCAUUUUGCAAUCACCCUUAAACUUAGCUAAACUAUAAGCAUUAAUUGGUGGUAAUUGAAAAGUUAGUGAUAAAAUUUUGUGCUAAAGAUUCACUUCAGUAUUAUUUUUAUUCUUAUACACAUUUAUGAUUUGACCAGGAAAUAUGGUACAAGUGAAGAUCAUUUUCUGUAGCAAUUGCUGCUGCAUUGUCACCACUAAAUACACAUGAAACUAUAUCAUCAAAGUCUUGGCUUGCUGACUAGGGCCCUGUCAUAGCAGUACAGCCACUUUCAUUUCAAUGUCAGUGAUAUGUUAAGCCUCGCCCUGGGAACGGGAGGGUAUUGUAAUUGGGCUGUGUGUGCGUGUCCGCGAAUAUGUCUGCACCAGUGGGCGAGGGUUAGCAUUGUACCAAUGCGCUUGUUAUAAACUUGUGGAAGGCUGUCUUUUUCAGGUACAUGACAAACAAAUAAUCAUAUUAUCUACACUGCUGUACAAAUGGAGCCCUGGUUCAGCCACUUUCGUGAUAUGUUAAAAAUGAAUACUAUUUUUUAAGGUGGGGGAUUCCAAUAGUGCAAAACUCCUUAUAAUUAAGUCUGGGCCUUAUCUUCAUUUUUACCACAAGGUCAGAAAGUUUUAAUGGACUAUUUCAUAAGAGGAUAGGAUUUGAUGUUUUGAUGCCUACAGGAGUACUUAAUAAUGAAACUGUCCAUAAGACUGUUAUCCCUUGCUCAAUACAUGUAUUAGGAUUUUGGCAGCAAGGAAAUGGGGAUUAAUUCACUGUUGAGAAUUAAACCUAUUCAAGUAGCACCCUUAACAAGAGGGAGAAGUUUAGGUACGUGCGUCAAAAAAAAAAAAAUUAUAUAUAUUGUAUAUAUAUAUAUAAUAUGUGAUUACACUGAACAAGAACUAAUUAUGGCAGUGCUAAAUGCAACGAAAAAGUUCUAUGUUCUAUGACGUGACGUAAAAGUAGGGUGAAAAAGUGUGAUUGUGGUUCUGCAUUGGCAUACUGGUAUUUUAAUGCACUUCCUUUUCUUGUUACUUGAGGGAGUCUUUAAUGAGGUUCAUCCUGUAGUACAUCACUGUGGUUAAGAGCUGUGUUCAUCCUCAUUGUUUAACACAAUUACUUGUUGUAUUUUGUGCCUCAUUGUAACUUUUUUAUGAAUUAUUCAUCCAUUGUUUAGCUUGUAAAUAAUGAGUAAUAUUGAUAUACCAGUUAGUGACUCAUCAUGCCUUGUACAUAACCAUGUAUUCCUUGACCCAAGUAUAAUAAAUGAUUUAAUAAUUAUGA